Molecule: messenger RNA, 1473 nt
Organism: Trematomus bernacchii (emerald rockcod)
Lineage: Eukaryota; Metazoa; Chordata; Actinopteri; Perciformes; Nototheniidae
Product: trypsin-3-like
Exons: 6
Coding region: 26-1099 (357 amino acids)
Biological process (GO): proteolysis
Molecular function (GO): serine-type endopeptidase activity
Source: RefSeq, a predicted model, not a curated record
ACAUAGGGAAGAAGGCACAGUGAAAAUGGCUCUUUACCAACUUCUGUGUGGGUCAGCGGUGAUGAUCAUCCUCUUAUCCAAUGGAUGUCAUUCACUACAACAGCAGCCAGUUCUUGCAUGUGGCCGGGCGGUGAACAACCCCAGAAUUGUGGGAGGCCAAGAUGCGGCUGCAGGAACUUGGCCCUGGAUAGCCAGUUUACAAAUUGAUAAGGAUCACCGUUGUGGAGGGUCCCUGAUCAGCGAUAAGUGGGUUCUGACUGCUGCUCACUGCAUCCCAGAGUUUCCCACAAACAUGACGGUUGUUCUGGGCCGCGAAAGCAUGACAGGUCAAAACUUGAACGAAGUGUCAAGGGUAGUUGAUAAGAUCAUAACCCAUCCUGCUUACGAUGCAUUGAGCGACGACAACGACAUGGCUCUUCUGAAGCUGUCGAGUCCCGUAAAAUUUACCGACUACAUCCAGCCGGUGUGCUUGGCCUCUGCAGACAGCACCUUCUACACCGGUGACAACAACUGGGUCGUUGGUUUUGGUACUACAUCAAGUGGUGGCCCCCUAGCCGACACCCUGCAGGAAGUGAGGGUCCCAAUCGUGGGAAACAAUGAGUGCACAUGUGCCUACCCAUAUCUCACAGACAACAUGAUCUGUGCUGGGUUAAGAGCUGGAGGGAAGGAUUCAUGUCAGGGAGACUCAGGUGGACCAAUGAUGAUCAAAACUGGUUCAGUCUGGAUCCAGAGUGGUGUUGUGAGUUUUGGAGUAGGCUGCGCCUUGCCAGAAUAUCCUGGAGUUUACGCCCGUGUGUCCCAGUACGAAGACUGGAUCAAAAAUUACACUGGCUCCAGCAAACCAGGCUUUGUUGACUCCAUGUCCUCAGGAGUUGACACCGACUUAACCUUUGACUGUUCCGAAAUAACCACAAACACUGAACCCCCCAAACCUUAUCCCACCACCCAUCACCCCUAUCCCCCCACCCAACACCCCAAUGCCACCACCCAACACCCCCAUACCACCGAUGACGGCAGUGUGUUUGGCAGUGGUGAGAGAGUGAUCUCCUCACUCGGUCUUCUCCUUAUGUCUCUCUAUGUGCUGGUCGGAGGCAUAUAACAUGGAGAUGUUGAAGUAAGACAAGUUUAGGGUUUCUGUGCCCAAAUGGCUCAUUCACUUGAUUUGAUAUGAGCCCUAAUUGUUUGAAAAUAGAAAAUAUGAUUUAAGAUAUAUAACUGAAAUGUUUUAAUUAGCGAUAACCCUUCUUGUGAUUUAAAAUAAUAUAAUAAUUAAAAUGUGAUUUUCCUCAUUUCUUCCUUUAAUCAAAGUGUUAAACUUAUCUUGAUUCCAUUUCCGGUGGAUAGUCAAUCAUUCUGCAGAUGACUGGAUUAAGUUUGAAAAAAAAUGUUCAAAGAUUUUGCAUUGUCUUGUAAAGAUUGCUUUUCCAUACAUAACGGGAUAAAAAAAUAUAUAAAGAAUGAUCUUUUGUGUAA